UGAUUCCUUGGGCACAAAACACACCCAAUUUCGGAUUGGCCCGGUGAAGUGAAGAGGCAAUUUCUUCUCCGUUUCCUCUUAUUGGCGUCUUCUGCAACAUUUCGAAGUUGUUUGCUGACUUGCUCUGUGCCUUGUAUUUCCAAUCUCCGUUUCUCUCUCUGUUUCUCAAUACUUGCUUUGUGCUUUUGUUUGUCGAGGAAUUUGUCCCUUUCCGUUGCAAUAACUUCACUUUUAAAUAGGAAAUAUGAUUCUUAAAACUUGAACGGGAAUGCAUUUUCUUUUUAAACUUUUAUAGGCGCGAUCGACUUAAUUAUUAAAUCUUGUUGAGUGAUAUCAAGAUCCUUAGCCUUUGUAACUACAACAUGACAUUUAUUUUGCUGGUCAAGAAAGAAUGUGAUAUUUAUUGUAGCAAGUGGUGACUUUCUGAUUGUGCAUCGGUGAAGAUUCUUAUCAGUUAGCCAUUGGGGAAUUUCAGUUGUGAACCCCAGAAAGAAACUUAUGGAUCGCCUCAAUGAUCCUCCCAGUCUCGUGAUAGUUUCUGAUCUUGAUGGCACUAUGGUAGACCAUGAUGAUCCUGGAAACUUAGCCCUUCUCAGGUUCAAUGCGCUAUGGGAAGCCAGUUACCGGCACAAUUCUCUGCUUGUUUUCUCCACUGGUAGAUCACCUCCAAGUUACAGAAGGUUAAGAAAGGAGAAACCAUUAUUGACCCCUGAUAUAACAAUCAUGUCUGUGGGUACUGAGAUUGCUUAUGGUGAAUCCAUGGUGCCAGAUGAUGACUGGAAACGAUAUCUGGAUAAUAACUGGGACAGAAAAGCCAUUACACAAGAAACGGCCAAGUUUCCUGAACUAAUUCCCCAACCUGAAACAGAGAAUCGACCACACAAAGUUAGCUUUUAUGUUGAAAAAGGAAAGGCCUCGGAAGUCAUUCUUGGUCUCUCCAAAUGUCUAGAAAAACGCAGGUUAGAUGUGAAAAUACUUUAUAGCAAUGGUACUGCUCUGGACAUAUUGCCCCAAGGUGCUGGCAAAGGACAGGCCCUUACCUACUUACUUGAAAAAUUCAAAGCUGAUGGCAAGGGACCAGUCAACACUCUUGUCUGUGGAGACUCAGGAAAUGAUGCUGAACUUUUCAGUGUACCUGAUGUCAUGGUCGGUAAUUCACUGGAGGAACUGCUUCAGUGGUAUGCAGACAAUGCAAAGAGCAACCCAAAAAUAAUUCAUGCAACUGGGAGAUGUUCAGCGGGUAUUAUUGAAGCCAUUGGUAACUUUUCAGUAGGUCCAAGUGUGUCUCCAAGGGAUAUUACUGAGAAGUCAGUUGAAAAACCUUUUAAUCCUGGGCACGAAGUAGUGAAGCUUUACAUAUUUUAUGAGAGAUGGCGGUGUGGAGAAAUUGAGAAUUCUGAGCAGAAAAUGCAAACUGUAAAAUCAACCUUUCAUCACGCAGGAAGUUUUGUCCAUCCAUCAGGAGUUGAACAAAAUAGGCACCAAAUCUUAGAUGCCUUUGAGAAAUUGUAUGGGGACAAGCAAGGAAUACGCUUUCAAGUCUGGGUGGAUCGCGUGUCUUUUGCAGAGAUUAGUUUGGGAUCAUGGCAGGUCAAAUUUGACAAGUGGGAAUUAUGUGGGAAUGAAUUGCAAGGCUGCUCAACAAAAGUUUUAAUGAAUUCAAAGGUUGAUGCACCAGAUGAGUUUACAUGGAUGCACUUGCAUCAGACUUGGUUGGAUUGUUCAGGACAAAAUGACAAGACUUGGCUUAUCUAGAUCAUCAUUUAACUUCAUAACAUUUUAUUGGGAAACGACAAUCAGGGACCUAUCUAUCCAUAACAUUAAUGUCAAAAGAAGACCUUGGAAUUCAGAAAU
Neltuma alba is the source of this 1854-nucleotide messenger RNA. Its product is annotated as sucrose-phosphatase 1-like. The record is from RefSeq and is a predicted model, not a curated record. Gene Ontology annotation, biological process: sucrose biosynthetic process. Gene Ontology annotation, molecular function: sucrose-phosphate phosphatase activity; magnesium ion binding. The transcript has 8 exons. Bases 499 to 1755 code for a protein of 418 amino acids. NCBI's taxonomy places the organism in Eukaryota, Viridiplantae, Streptophyta, Magnoliopsida, Fabales, Fabaceae.